Molecule: messenger RNA, 1410 nt
Organism: Asparagus officinalis (garden asparagus)
Lineage: Eukaryota; Viridiplantae; Streptophyta; Magnoliopsida; Asparagales; Asparagaceae
Product: formate dehydrogenase, mitochondrial
Cellular component (GO): mitochondrion; chloroplast
Molecular function (GO): formate dehydrogenase (NAD+) activity; oxidoreductase activity, acting on the CH-OH group of donors, NAD or NADP as acceptor; NAD binding
Source: RefSeq, a predicted model, not a curated record
UCCUCCACACUUUCUCUCUCUUAAUAAUUGUACUCUGUACAUAUUCCCCGUUCUCUCUCUCUGUUAAAACCCUUUUCUUUAUCCUUUAAAUUCCCCAAAAAAUUCUCCCAAUUAAACACUAAUGGCGAUGUUAAGAGCUGGGAAGCAAGUGAUUCAAGCACUAGGAUCUAGGGUUCCGAGCUCAUCUACUUACUCAAAGCAGCUCCAUGCUUCACCGGGGAGCAAGAAAAUUGUCGGGGUAUUCUACAAGGCUAAUGAGUAUGCGGCGAUGAAUCCGAACUUUGUAGGGUGUGCAGAGGGGGGAUUAGGUAUUCGAGAGUGGUUGGAAUCUCAAGGUCACCAAUACAUUGUUACUGAUGACAAAGAGGGCCCCAGUUGUGAGCUGGAGAAGCACAUCCCCGACCUCCACGUCCUCAUCUCCACCCCCUUCCACCCCGCUUAUGUCACCGCCGAGAGAAUCAAGAAAGCCAAGAACCUCCAACUCCUUCUCACUGCCGGAAUCGGCUCCGACCACAUCGCUACCGUUGCCGAGGUCACUGGAAGCAACACCGUCUCAGUAGCCGAAGACGAGCUCAUGAGAAUCCUCAUCCUCGUUCGGAAUUUCUUGCCCGGGUAUCACCAAGUUAUUCAGGGGGAUUGGAAUGUUGCGGCUAUUGCACAUAGAGCUUAUGAUCUUGAGGGAAAGACGAUUGGGACUGUUGGUGCUGGGAGAAUUGGGAAGUUAUUGCUGCAGAGGUUGAGACCGUUUAAUUGCAAUCUAUUGUAUCAUGAUAGGUUGAAGAUGGAGCCUGAGCUUGAGAAGGAGACGGGGGCGAAGUUUGAGGAGGAUCUAGAUGCUAUGCUUGGAAAGUGUGAUGUGGUUGUGGUCAAUACACCAUUAACGGACAAGACUAGGGGGAUGUUUGAUGCGAAUAAAAUUGCAAAGAUGAAGAAGGGAGUUCUCAUUGUAAAUAAUGCCCGAGGAGCUAUCAUGGAUGCUCAAGCCGUUGCAGAUGCUUGUGCCAGUGGUCAUAUUGCAGGCUACAGUGGUGAUGUAUGGUACCCGCAACCUGCCCCAAGUGAUCAUGUAUGGCGACACAUGCCCAACCAUGCAAUGACUCCUCAUAUUUCCGGCACAACUAUUGAUGCUCAACUAAGGUAUGCCGCCGGGGUGAAGGAUAUGCUGGAUAAAUAUUUCAAAGGAGAGGACUUUCCUCCACAAAACUACAUUGUGAAGGAAGGGAAACUGGCAAGCCAGUAUCUCUGAAUGAAUUGCACUGUAACUUUUCAGAUAAAUUUGGACAAAGGGUUUUAAGUAGAGAGUGUGAUGCUUCACAAGAAAUAAAACUUUAUAUUUGCUUGUUGUGAACCCUCAAAUUUUCUCAGUUUCAUCAGUUAAUAAAAUAAGUCCUGCUCCUGCUUUACUAGAAA